Messenger RNA from Exophiala dermatitidis NIH/UT8656, 1225 nucleotides. Its product is annotated as pyridoxamine 5'-phosphate oxidase. The transcript has 2 exons. Gene Ontology annotation, biological process: pyridoxine biosynthetic process. Lineage: Eukaryota; Fungi; Ascomycota; Eurotiomycetes; Chaetothyriales; Herpotrichiellaceae. Bases 150 to 1106 code for a protein of 318 amino acids. Gene Ontology annotation, molecular function: FMN binding; pyridoxamine phosphate oxidase activity. The record is from RefSeq and is a predicted model, not a curated record.
CGGAGCGAAGCAGUAGUAGGUAGGUACCGGGUGACAUCUAAGACUUUUACCACACGGCUCUUUUCCUAGCUCAAGGAAGAGUAAUAUAACCCGUUCCACCCGCUCGAGUUGCCCUUGAUAUUGAGCGUUCUUCGAUCGUUUACUCUCAUAUGCUAUCUGGAGCUGCAACUCGAGUCCGAGCCCUUAGAAUCACACCUGGUCAUCAAAUCCGAUCCAUCCCAAUGGCACUCCACCAAGCCACGGGCAUGUCGACUGCCCCUUCACUAGACAAGCUGAUCUUCGCACCCGGCCACGACCCCAAAGACAUCCACCGCGCCGCGCAAUUCACAAAAUUCCGCCUCCACCGGCACGACCUAGUCGACGACCCAUUCCUCCAAUUCCACAAAUGGUUCUCCGCGCCCGAACUGAGCACCUCGAUCCCCGAAACCGUCACCCUCUCAACCGCCGAACUACCCUCAGGCCGCGUGUCUUCCCGCAUGGUCUACCUCAAAGAACUCGACAAGCGCGGUUUCGUCAUCUACACAAACCUAGGAACCAGUCGCAAAGCUUCCGACCUCGCGACCAACAGUUACGCCAGUCUAUGUUUCUGGUGGAAACCCGUCGAGAGACAGGUGCGGGUUGAAGGACGCGUCGAGAGAUUAAGCCAGCAGGAAAGUCAGGUCUAUUUCGAUACUCGAGCCAGAGGGUCGAGAAUUGGGGCUUGGGCGAGUCAGCAGAGUAGUGUGCUUGUACCGCGAAAGGCGGCGGCGGCGAAGCCGGCGACGCCCACAACAACAACGACAGCAACGACGACGACUACCGAAGAAAAAGAAGACAAUCAAAACAACGUUGACGCAGUUGAGGGUGCUGAGGACGAUGACGACGGUCGGGCCGAACUCGAUGCCCGCGUCAAAGAAAUCGAAGCCCGGUUUGCCGAUACCGAUGAAAUUCCCGUCCCGCCGUUCUGGGGUGGAAUCCGUAUCGUUCCGGAAACCAUUGAGUUCUGGCAGGGGAGAGAGUCUCGUUUGCAUGAUCGGUUUCGGUAUACUAGGAUCCAAAAACAAGAUGGGACGCAACAACCUGAUCAGUCGGCUCCAGCUUGGAAGAUCGAAAGACUUAGUCCUUGAUGUUGACCAAAAGAAACAAAGACCAACAGGAAGACUACCUAGGUCAACUGUACAUACAUGUACAUGUAGAUAUCAAGACACAAAACAAGACAAAACGAGAUAAGUGCGCAUCGAAAAUA